This is a messenger RNA of Spodoptera litura, 822 nucleotides long. RefSeq lists its product as uncharacterized. NCBI's taxonomy places the organism in Eukaryota, Metazoa, Arthropoda, Insecta, Lepidoptera, Noctuidae. The record is from RefSeq and is a predicted model, not a curated record.
GUAGAUUAACUUCAAUAUAAAAUGUUCGCGAAAAUUAACAUUAGCAUAGUCUUGUUACAAGCAGACGAUAAAUAAAUCAACAUGAAAUACUUCAUCGCCAUCGCUCUGCUCGCUGCCGUGGCUUCGGCCGGUAUGAUCAAGCCCACCCCAGUGGGUGCUGAGCUCGCCGAGCUCCAGGAGAUCGUCGCCGCCAUCAACAGCCCCAGCACCGACCCCGCCACCGCCGCCGCCCUCGAACAGAUGCUCCUCGAUGCUCUAGGCAUCAAGCCCGAGCCCGUAGAUGUUGGACCCGCCAUCAUUGAAGCCGACUCCCACCCUAUCUCUGUGGGACCCGCCAUCAUCGACUUCCCCCUUCCCGACGGUGGUGUUGUCGCUGAGGAGCCCAUUGUCCCUAGCCCCGUUAUUGUCGCUCCCGCUCCCGUUGCUGAGGUCGCCCCCGUCGCUGCUGCCAGCACUCCCCUGGUCCAGAUCAUCCUGAACAUCAACCAGGCCUCCGCUGAGGCUAGCCCCAUCGCCGUUGGCCCCGCUGUCGCCCCCGAAGCCAUCGUGCCUGAACCCGUCCACGUUGUGGAUGUCGCCCCUGAACCCGUCCACGUUGUUGAAGUCGCCCCUGAACCCGUCCAGGUUAUUGAGGUUGCCCCCGAACCCGUCCAGGUCAUCGAAGCCGCUCCUGUACCCGUUGAGCCCGUCGUUAUCGGAGUCCCCAUCCUCCCUGAAGCCGUCGUGGCCCUCCCCGAAGCCCUCAACUAAGAAUAAUAAUGAAGUCAAUUUAAUUUUAAGUACACGUUAAGACAUGACAAUAAAACAGUUGCAUCUAUCAUA